This is a messenger RNA of Cottoperca gobio, 2052 nucleotides long. It is a transcript of the gene vamp8, whose product is annotated as vesicle-associated membrane protein 8 (endobrevin). The transcript has 3 exons. Lineage: Eukaryota; Metazoa; Chordata; Actinopteri; Perciformes; Bovichtidae. Gene Ontology annotation, cellular component: membrane. The record is from RefSeq and is a predicted model, not a curated record. The coding region runs from base 199 to 567 and encodes 122 amino acids. Gene Ontology annotation, biological process: vesicle-mediated transport.
CGGGCCGCUUCACACACGAAGCGGAGGAAUUUAGUUUGAAAGGGAAAAACAACCAGGAAGUGAAACACAAGGAAACGACUCGCUGCUGAUGGAGCGUCAAACUAAAGAAACUUAAAAGAAAAGGUUUUAUAAAGAUUUUUAACAGCGUUAACUUAAAACAAAGUUGCCCCGCGGGUUGUGGGUUUGUUUUCUCACAGGAUGGACAUUGAUCCGGAGCGGGGAGCAGCGGCGGAGCCGGAGCCCCAGGACAAGGUGCAGACCCUGAGGGAUCAGGUGGAUGGAGUGAAAAACAUCAUGACGCAGAAUGUGGACCGGAUCCUGGCCCGAGGAGAGAGACUGGACGACCUCAUGGGAAAGUCAGAAGACCUGCAAGCCGGGGCUCAGAACUUCAAGCAGACGUCUCAGAAAGUGGCUCGCACCUACUGGUGGAAGAACGUGAAGCUGGUGGUGCUCAUCGUGGUCGUCGUCCUCAUCAUCGUCCUCAUCAUCAUCCUGCUGGCCACCGGAGUCAUCCCUAUCGGCGGCUCUGCGACUCCUCCCAUAAUCACUCCCACCCAGAAACCGUAAACACACACACACAUAAUGUACAUACAAUCGUCAACACAUUGUUAUUGCACAGAUUACAAAGUAAUAUAUAGACUCAUAACCUCAGUCUGGUGAAACUCACUCCUCCUCUAGUUUCUGCUCGUUGUGCUUUAGGGUGAAGGAAACAUUCCAAAACACAAUUCUAGGGUCGCCAUUUUUUAAAAAUUUGUGAGGAAUGAAAGCAAAGUGUUUGAAAGGUCACCUGACGGCAGCAGAAAUGUGUUCUCAGGGGACGCUUGAUAUCCCCACCUCCUCUCUGACAGCUGAUGUCACUUCCAUGAGUGCAGAAUGAAGCGCUGGAUUCCUCCAGUCUUUUACGACAUGUCUCGAAUGUUAUCACGUAUAAAUAAAUCAGGCGACAUGUUGUUUCUGCUGACAAACACAAAUCUGUAACAACUGUAGGUCACACUUUACUUAAUGAAAGGCUGGAUUGUGUAUUGGAUAUGUACGUUACCGUUUGUGGGCUUAUUAUUAUUAUUAUUAUUAUUAUUAUCCUGCUUCCAGUUUCUUUGUAGUCGGACAAUCAAGACAAAGUAAUCGUCCUAGAAAUGAUUAAAGAAUUUGUCUGCAGAAUAUUGCCUUCAGAUCCUUAUUGGUUCGUAACUUUAAAUGUACAUCGAAGUUUGAGUUUGGAUAUAAAAUGUAACCGAUGACGAGACCUGAAGUUUGAAAACGACGCAGCAUUUUGAAAAAAGCAAAAUGAAAAGGACAAACGAACGCUCGGUCCUCAGACGGGAAGGUGACACCAGAACGAGAUUUGUACGUACGUGUAAAUGUUUAAACUAGAAAUCUGAUCGUUAUGAAACCGACAGAAGUUAAACCUUCUUUACAUUUCGAUGUAUCCUGAGAACAGCGGCUCCUCUCGCGUCUCCGUCGUCUUCAGACGAGUCACAUGACGCAACAACAAGCGGAGCAAGAGAGCGGUUUUAUUCUUCAGUCUGUUUCCAGAAUGUUGUCACUCGUUCACGAGACAAACGCUCAGUGAACGUUGAUGCAGCUUCUUCGCUCCAUACGACACCAAUUAAAAUCAUAUUGUUACUUUUUAAAGGUCUGUUCCCACACUUGCAUCUUCCAGCUGAGACGGAUCAUUUACAGCCGCCUGUGGCUCCCCGUGCUGCGUCUAUGUAAACCUAUACCCCCCCCCUCUCUGUUACAGUACUGUUUAGCAUCAAAAAGGUCAAAAUGAUUCCCGUCAUGAACUGUAAAUAGUCGAUAGUUUCACCUUUCUGUAUAUUUACAAUAACGUGUUAAAGAAAGAAUCUGUUUAUUUAAUGCUUUACUUUCAUGUCUUUCUUUUCUUAACCACAAUGAACCAAUAACACCUGUGAUGUUAAUGAUGCUCCAGGAACAGGGGGCUCCUCAUCUCACCUGAUGUACCCGAGUGUUUGAUUAGCGCGCUCUGAUUCUGACGCAUGAUGUUUAACGCUUUUAAAGGUCUUGAUAUGAAAUAAAAAGUAUUUCUCUGGG